Myotis daubentonii (Daubenton's bat) is the source of this 1868-nucleotide messenger RNA. RefSeq names its product RNA pseudouridine synthase domain containing 1 (gene RPUSD1). Gene Ontology annotation, biological process: enzyme-directed rRNA pseudouridine synthesis. Gene Ontology annotation, molecular function: pseudouridine synthase activity; RNA binding. NCBI's taxonomy places the organism in Eukaryota, Metazoa, Chordata, Mammalia, Chiroptera, Vespertilionidae. The record is from RefSeq and is a predicted model, not a curated record.
CCGUCUGGGGGCGUGGGCGGGGCUCUGCGGGCAGGCCGGACCUGGAAAGAAGUGGUUCCGUGGUCCGAAUGAGAAGUCCCUGGGUCGUGGAUCGCGAGGUCCGGGGACGCGGGAGCUGGAUCGGAGCGGGUCAGCGGCAUCGGGGACCCGGACGGCGCGGCCGGACUGCAGGCCCCACCAUGGAGCCAGGCAGUGUGGAGAGCCUGUCCAUCGUGUACCAGAGCCGUGACUUCCUGGUGGUGAACAAGCACUGGGACGUGCGCAUUGAUAGCAAGACGUGGAGGGAGACCCUGACCCUCCAAAAGCAGCUGCGGCACCGCUUCCCCGAGCUGGCUGACCCCGGCACCUGCUACGGGUUCAGGUUCUGCCACCAGCUGGAUUUCUCCACCAGCGGAGCUCUCUGCGUGGCCCUGAACAAAACAGCUGCAGGCAGCGCUUACAGGUGCUUCAAGGAGCGGCAGGUCACCAAGGCUUACCUGGCUCUGGUCCGGGGGCACGUCCAGGAGAGCCGGAUAACCAUCAGCUAUGCCAUCGGCAGGAACAGCGCAGAGGGUCGGACCCACACCAUGUGCAUCGAGGGCACCCAGGGCUGUGAGAACCCGAAACCAAGCCUCACGGAGCUGGUGGUUCUAGAACAUGGACUCUAUGCAGGUGACCCCGUCUCCAAAGUGCUGCUGCAGCCCCUCACAGGCCGGACACACCAGCUGCGUGUCCACUGCAGUGCCCUCGGCCACCCCAUUGUGGGGGACCUGACCUACGGGCAGGCCUCGGGACAGGAGGACCAACCGUUCCGCAUGAUGUUGCAUGCCUUCUACCUGCGGAUACCCACCCAGGCCGAGUGUGUGGAGGCCUGUACACCAGACCCUUUCGUGCCCACCCUUGACGCCUGCUGGAGCCCUCACACCCUGGUACAGCCGCUGGACCAGCUUGUCCAAGUCCUGCGGGCUUCCCAGGACCCUGAACCCACACAAGGGGGCCCUGGGCCCUGCAGCCCCUCCACGCACCUGCCCGGGCCAGGCCGGCCCCCACCGCCCCCUCCCCGUCCCCCGGAGACAGAGGCUCAGCGGGCCUCAUAUCUUCAGUGGCUGUCAGAGUGGACACUGGAGCCAGACAACUGAGAGUGUGGGCCUGAUGUUUGGGUGAAGACUGGAACCUCCAGGUGGACGGGGACUGCGGGCCAGAACCCUAAGCCUAUCCGGAGGCGGAGGUGUCCCAGCCACAGAGCACUGACCCCACCCCAACUGUAGCAGCCAAACCUGAAGAGGGACCCACGGCCAGCAGGGGGAGCCAGGCCGCCACGAUUAUGGAAGGAUGAACUCAGCGUGGUAGGACCAGCCCCCCCAAAAGGAACCAAGGCCUGCCGCUCCUCCCCAGACACCUUUCGGACUCCAAAGCUCUACCCCCAGGGCUUGUCUGUAGUCGUGCCCCGGGGUUGCCCUGGAAAAGGACCCGGCCGGCCCUUGCUGGGCCCCUUGUUCACCCCCCGAGCACCUGGCUCCUUUACUCUGUUCAGACCCUCUGCCGUCACCCCAGCUUGGCUGAGCCCGCUCCACCUGCAAACCCUGACUGGUCCCCUGCCCGGCCAGUCCUGCUUUGUGCCUUGGCUUCUGCCGACCUCUGCCCAUGGGUCUCCCCCCUCCACCCACAUCCUAAUCAUCACACAUGGGGGUGGGUCGGGGCCGUCCCUUCUGGCCUGAUGUAAGUGCUCUGGGGGGGCCUCCCACACAGCCCCUGGAUAUCAGACCUUAGCCUAGGAGCAAGGGCAGCCCAGCUCCCGCCUUCUCUGUCCCCUACAACACGCCCACAUCAUUCCAGCUGCCGCAGGGCUCCAGGAUUUAGAAUAAAGGCUCAGUGACUAACCCUGUGAA